AUGUUUACUAGUAACCUUAAUUGGGAUCGAAUACCGACCAAAAUCAAACGUGCUAUCGAAACAAGUCUUGAACAUCUAAAUGAACAUAAAUUUGUAUUGAAUGAUACAAACAUUGAAUUCAUUGAUGACUAUUGUUGGGAUCUGAUUGUUUGUCAUCUGAAACAAGUUUUGCACAUGAAUUUAGCACAUAACAAACUGAAAACUCUAUCGUCUCAUAUUUCCAAUUUAGUAUAUCUACAGACAUUGAAUUUAACAAACAAUCAUCUUCAAGAAUUGCCUUCAUCGAUUGUUCUACUUUCGAAUUUACGAAUUCUCAAGCUUGGCCAUAACCAACUUUCGUCAUUACCUCGUUCGUUCAGCUCACUCACAUCUCUUGAAAUACUCGAUUUGACUGGUAAUGAUUUGACUGAAAAUAGUUUAACCAAGGACUUUUUUCAACUUGGUAAUUUACGUGCACUUUAUCUUGGUGAUAAUUUAUUCGAAACAUUUCCAAGUGAUCAUAUUGAUAAACUAGGAAACUUGCAGAUUCUUGUGCUCCGUCACAACCGUCUACGUCACAUACCGAAAGAACUGACUCAUUUGUCACAGCUACAGGAGCUUCAUAUCCAACAAAAUCAAAUCAAUGUUUUGCCACCGGCGUUCGGGCAACUGGAUUUGGGUAAUACUAAACAUAUUUAUCGUUUUGAAUCGAAUCCAUUUAUUCCUGAACUUGCUUUACAAAUGGGCAAUUUGACGCGAUUAGCGAGCUUUUUGAAAAGUGAUGUUUACAAAGAAAUUCAUCAAAAUUAUUAUCUCAAUUUCGAUGAACAAGACACAAAUGAGAUCUUGCGAAAGAGUAGCAAGAAAAAUAAGAAUGUUUUCAGCAAAAUCAAAUAA
Molecule: messenger RNA, 876 nt
Organism: Adineta ricciae
Lineage: Eukaryota; Metazoa; Rotifera; Eurotatoria; Adinetida; Adinetidae
Source: the annotation of a GenBank genome assembly